AUGAAGUUCGGAGAAUCCUUGAACCAAGGGGUUGUUCCUGAAUGGCAGCAUCAAUAUUUAGAUUAUAAACGAGGGAAAAAAUUGAUCAAAAAGGUUUUAGCUGCUAAAGAAUCUCCUGGUAGCAAUGAUCGGACUCCAUUAUUGCAACCUCAAGAUAGACUGAAAAAACCUGGAGAUGAUGGUUCAAGACAUGGAGCUAUAAAUUUGAAUCCUUCCAUAUUCAACCCUUCAUUGAAAGGAUCUAAACAUAAAAGUUAUGAAGAAGAAAAGAUCGAAUUCAACAAUUGGGUCGAACAAGAAUUAGUUAAGGUUGAAAUGUUCUACAAAGAACGUGAACAAGAUGUUUAUGAGAGAUUUCUUAUCUUAGAAGACCAACUAUAUCAAUUGAAAGAUCACAAACAAAUAUCGUUAAGAAAACAUAACCUUACAUCGAGACAUUCUCAUCCUCAAGGUGAAUCAACAAUAGAAGUAUAUAAAAGAGUUGGGGAGUUGGCUUAUCAUACAAGACUGGCGUUGUUCACUUUGAAAGGUUAUGAUCUUCCUUCAUUACCUUCAACGAAAUUCUUGAGUAAAUGGAGAAGGAAGAAAGUUGAUGAUGAUAUUGCAAUGAAAAAUACUGAUAUGGGAGAAUUCGAUGUGAAUUAUUUUGAGAAUAGAAUAAGAAACGGUGAAUCCUUGGAUUUAUCUUCAAUAGACAGUGAAUCUAUUCAUAGUUCUCAUUCUGUUGGUGAUCAAAUGCAAAUAUCCACAUCGAGAAAUUCCCUUAAUGACGAACAAAUCAGGAAAAAAAAGAGAAGAGAUUAUGAAACAAAAAAACAUUUUGGUGUACCGUAUCUCUUAGCUAGGAAACAGUUAAAAGAUGCAUGUUUGGAAUUUUAUCGUAGUUUGAUGAUUUUAAGAUCGUACAAAGAAUUAAAUCGUACAGCUUUUAGGAAGAUCACCAAAAAAUUUGAUAAGGCUAAUAAUCUUUCCAUUUCAAAGGCUUUCAUGGAGAAAAUCGAUAAAUCAUCUUAUUUCCUUACCAGUGACAUUAUAGAUAAGUUAGUAUUCCAAAUCGAAGAACUUUAUAUAUCGUUUUUCGAUCCCGAAUCAAUGGAUAGAAAAAGAAGUCUCGAAAAAUUUAAAAGUAUUGCUUAUGCCUUGAAUCAUAAUGAGAUCAGAUUAACUUCAUAUUAUACUGAAUUUUUCACUUCAGGGUUGUUUCUAGGAUUGGCAGUACCUUUGUUGGCCAUGAGUCUUUACCUUGCAUUACAUCAACUUUAUUCUCAUACCUUCCCUGAAGCAUUGUACAUUCUACAGAUUUAUGGAGGGUUUUUUCUCGUUAACUUACUUUUUGUAUUAUUUGGAUUCAACAUGGCGAUAUUUGAACAUUUCAAGAUCAAUUAUAAGUUCAUUUUUGAGUUUGAUAUUGGGACAGCUUUAGAUUAUAAACAAUUUUGGUUAUUACCCAGUGUAUCGUUGUUUUUAUUAUCGAUACUUAUGUGGUUCAGUUUCAAUAAUUUCUUCCCUGAAAAUUUCCCAGGGAGAGAUUGGCCAUGGAUAUUUUUAGGUAUUUGUCUAAUUAUCAUGUUCUGGCCCUUCAACUAUUUCUAUAGAUCAAGUAGGAGGUGGCUACUUUUCGCUUUAUGGAGAAUUUUAUGGAGUGGAUUUUAUCCUGUUGAAUUUAGAGAUUUCUUCAUUGGUGAUUUGUUAUGUUCAUUAACCUAUACUUUAGGAAAUAUUUCGUUCUUCUUUUGUUUAUAUGCCACUCAUUGGUCGGGAACUAACGUUGGUGGAAACAUACAAUGUGGAUCUUCAAAAUCUCGUUCAAUGGGAUUUUUCGCAGCCUUACCAAGUAUAUGGAGAUUUUUACAAUGUGUAAGACGUUAUGCUGAUACUGGUGAUUGGUUUCCUCAUUUGGCUAAUAUGUUAAAGUAUGGAAUUGGAGCCAUUUAUUAUUGUCUUUUAAGUGUUUAUAGAAUUGACAAAUCCAAUUCUCAUAGGAUUGCCUUCAUUGUAAUGGCAUCAAUCAAUUCCAUUUAUUGUUCUUUGUGGGACAUUAUCAUGGAUUGGUCACUAUUACAAUCCAAUUCCAAAUACCCUUUAUUAAGAGACAACUUAUUUUACAAGAAUCCUAUUUAUUAUUAUGUAGCAAUGGUUGUUGAUGUGAUUCUAAGAUUCCAAUGGAUCUUUUAUGCUUUCUUCACUAACCAAAUUCAACAACUGGCAGCUACCAGUUUCUUAAUAGCAUUAGCUGAAUUGAUCAGAAGAAUUAUUUGGGUAUUAUUCAGGAUGGAGAAUGAACAUUGCACUAAUGUCAUUUUAUUUAGAGCUUCAAGAGAUAGUCCUUUACCUUAUGCUGUUUCGUCCAAAGUUGAAAGAGCCAUUAAGAAAUUAGUACUUUUGAAAUACCAAAACAUUGAUUCUAUCAACGAUUUAGAAAGUGUUGAAGUUGUCACAACAUCUUUGAGAAGACCCGCAACUGAAUCGAUUGAUUCUGAAUCUCAAAUUGGUACACCAAGUAUUAAGAGUCAAUUAACCAGAAGGAAAAGCACAUUGGCAUAUAUUUCUGAUGCUUUGAAUAAAGCUCAUAUUAAGGAUUUCCAAAGAAAGAAGAAUGUUGAUAUUGAAGAAGAUUCCGAUGAUGAAGAUAAGGAUAAUGACGAAGAGUAUUAA
Molecule: messenger RNA, 2655 nt
Organism: Yamadazyma jaroonii
Lineage: Eukaryota; Fungi; Ascomycota; Pichiomycetes; Serinales; Debaryomycetaceae
Source: the annotation of a GenBank genome assembly